GAGUUUUUAAAUACCAAAAAUUAAAAAAGAUAACUCUUUUAGCCUCAACUUAAAAACAACUCUUUUGUAUACCAAAAUCAGUUAAAAGACUAAAAUACCCUUACAUUAUAUCAUUAAAGAAAAGCAAAAAAAAAAAAAAAAAAAAGAGAAGUCAUCGGCCCCUCCUCUCUCCUCCCUCCACCCCCAAAUUCAAAUUCUCUCUCUCUCUCCCAACUCACGACACGCUCACGACCGGCGCCACCUCACGAUCGAAUUCCAGUCACGACGUCGAGAUGGGCGACCGCGACCGGAACGACGACGACUCGGUGUCGGCGACAAGCUCCGAAGAGGAGGAGCGUCUCGCACAUCCUACUCCUCCGAUUAAUUGUGAUUGGAAAAGGCCUACAUUGAUCUACGUGACCCGUGGAGUUAAUCUUUAUAUGAGGACCGAUAUAUUGAAGGAGGUCAAGAAUGUUUUACUUGAUAAAGGCGGUCCGUUGGCUCUAGAGAGAUUUAAAGAAGGCGUAGUAGGACGGUUGAUUGAUAUCAAGAGAAACCAUAGUGCAAGUAAUGCUCUACAUCACUUGCUAGCUCGUCAAUUGAAAGGUAGCGAUAUACCAUGUGACGAGUCUUGGUUUCAAGUUGGUGGACAGACCAUUCGAUUUAGGCCGACGGAGUAUGCCCUUGUCACGGGACUUCACUUUGGCAACAGUGAUUUUGAUCCAUAUGCAAAACACAAGCCUCCACGGAAUGGUAUAUUCAAUCGAUUCUUCAAUGGUGUAUCCACGAAGGUGCAUGUGUUGCGCAAGAGAUUCAAUGAGAAGAGCCUUGGCAAGGAUGUGGAAGACUAUUUGAAGGCUGCCAAUCUUUUGGUGUACUAUCUAUUCCUCCUAUGUCGGGAUAAUCCAGUGAUCGAGGAUUGGGCAUGGACAUUAGUUGAGGAUUUUGAGCGUUGGGAUGCCUUUCCAUGGGGCUCAUACACGUAUGGCGCAUUGUCUUACUACAUAGACACUGUUGGGAUUGCCCCGGACCAAGCUGAAAAAGAUUACCACUUUUAUGGUCCGGUUUGGGCCUUACAAAUUUGGUCGUACGAGGCCGUUCCAGAUUUGGGAAGCCAAUGUGGCUUUCGAGAGCGCGAGGAGAUAUUGCCUCGUUGUUUGAGAUGGAGCACUCGACAGAUGAGGAAGAUUGAUUUUGCAACUUUUUUAGAGAAGCGGCGGCCGGUAUAUCCUGUGUUGGAAGCUACAUCUAGUGAGUUAGAUGAGUACUAUAUGAUGAGCUUCGACAAUGGGGAUAUGUUUGAUGUUCGUUUCGAGGCUCCUGUACGCGUUGCCUCAAGAUAUGAGACAACAUUGAAGGCGCCUGUACAGAAAGCACGACGCGGGACGAAGCGCCCCCGACAGAGCACUCCACUUCUCACUCCAACAGAGGGGGGAGAGAGAGCUAGAGUGUGUUGUGUGCACGGACGGCCUUGCCCAGACAACGAAGGGGGCACUGACAGGGGGCAUGAUAUCGAGGACAGAUUGAGGGCAGUUAUCGAUGAUAGAAUGAGGGCAGUUUUGACUGAUGAUUCUGAUACAGGCUUUCUUGCUGUAUUGAGAGCAGUUAUCGAUGACAGAUUGAGGGCAGUUUCCGGCCGGAGGCGUUCUAGGAGUCCUCCACUCUUCCGGGAAGAGGAUGUUAUCUCCCACCACUCUCAGAGUCGCUCCCGCCAGCCACAGCCUCAGCAUGUCGCUGCCGAUGAGGCCUUUUCUUUGCAGCCUCAGCACGUCCCCACCGAGGUCGGUACUUCUUUGCAGCCUCAGCAUGCCCCCACCGAGGAGGCUAUUGUUUUUCAGCCUCAGGACAUACCCAUCGAGGAGGUUACUGCUUUUCAGCCUCAGCACAUACCCACCGAGACCAGUGCUUCUUGGGAGCCUCAGCACGUCCCCAACGAGGCCGGUACUCCUUUGCAGCCCCAGCAUGCCCCCGCCGAUGAGGCUAUUGUUUUUCAGCCUCAGGACAUACCCAUCGAGGAGGUUACUGCUUUUCAGCCUCAGCACAUACCCACCGAGACCAGUGCUUCUUGGGAGCCUCAGCACGUCCCCAACGAGGCCGGUACUCCUUUGCAGCCCCAGCAUGCCCCCGCCGAUGAGGCUAUUGUUUUUCAGCCUCAGGACAUACCCACCGAGGAGGUUACUGCUUUUCAGCCUCAGGACAUACCCACCGAGACCAGUGCUUCUUGGGAGCCUCAGCACGUCCCCAACGAGGCCGGUACUCCUUUGCAGCCCCAGCAUGCCCCCGCCGAUGAGGCUACUGCUUUGCAACAGUUUACCAACCUCUUCAAGUCUGUGGUACCUGUGUCGCACUCUCCUAUCAAGGGAGCCUCUUACCAGACCUAUAUCCCAUAUGAUAAGGUUUGUACCUUACAUUCUCCUGACAAGGCCAAGAAAGCGUCUAAGCCACAUGAUAAGGUACAAACAUCUGAGCCUAGUGUUGAUUUGGAUGAUCUCGAGGAGUUUGGGGAGGAUGAGGAUGAGGACACGGGCGAUAAGAGUUUGGGGCCUCGAGAGCGUAGACCGUCUGCUGCUAUUCGGACUCCUUUUAAGGGUCAAAGUCCGUCUACUGCUGAGGUAUUGAGGACUCAGUACAGAAAAUUCAGAAUUAGUGGACCUAAUUCCAUUGCAGUUGUGACUGCGACAGAAGCUCCUUUAAAUCAAGAGUUCUUCGAUGAUCUUGAGAAUACUGACAUGGACUUCACCCAAGAUGUCAUAGACCAAUACGUGCUUUUUAUUCGCACACGUCUUGGGAUAGCCAAAGAAAAAAGCAUGUCUACUACUUUAGUCAUCGGCACUGAUUUUUAUGUUGUAUUGCAUGCCGAGCUUACCCGACUGCAUCCAAAGGAUCCCAAUUUUAAGAAGGUGAAGGGAAAGCCAACAUAUCCCAAAUGGACUUUACCUGAAGGACUCGAACGCUUGGUUAAAGGGCUAGAUACGACAAAUUCAACUCCGUGGUGGAAUGUAGAUUUUAUUGUUGCAAUUUGUCUUGUGGGCAAAAAUCACUGGGUCACUGUGCGAAUUCGACUUGUUGAUUGGAAGGUCGAGUUGUAUGACUCAUUGUCACACCUGUUUGAUGAAGGCAAGGCUUCUGUGCGCGACGAUGAGAUGAAGCCCAUUACUCGUCUCAUGCCUCGUCUAUUAGAGCUCUCCGAUUAUUGGGAGAACACAACUCGGAUAAAGAGAGAAGACGAGAUGGAGCUUCGUAAGAUGCCGAGUAGUGCCCAGUUCGCCCAGGUCGACAACCACAGUUGCGGCCCUUUCGCUUGCAUGUAUCUUGAUCGUUUAGUUGCCACUCCUGACAAAAAGCUGAGACAUUCGGAACAAAUCAACGAAAAAUAUAUCAAGAAGUAUAGGUGGAUUGUAGGAUCUAGAAUAUUUUGUCUCACUCAAAUUUGAAACAUAUUGAG
Salvia miltiorrhiza (redroot sage) is the source of this 3424-nucleotide messenger RNA. RefSeq lists its product as uncharacterized. The record is from RefSeq and is a predicted model, not a curated record. Gene Ontology annotation, biological process: proteolysis. Gene Ontology annotation, molecular function: cysteine-type peptidase activity. Lineage: Eukaryota; Viridiplantae; Streptophyta; Magnoliopsida; Lamiales; Lamiaceae. The coding region runs from base 273 to 3413 and encodes 1046 amino acids. The transcript has 6 exons.